AUGGGCUGCUGUAACAGAAGGUGCGGGCUGAUAGCCGGAGCUGUGUUUGGGGCGGUGGUAGCCGUCCUGGGAGGCGUCCUUAUCCCAGUGGGGAACAGCGUCAUUGAGGGGACAGUGGAGAAGGAAGCCGUCAUUGAGCCUGGAACGACAGCUUAUGACAACUGGGCGUCUGCAGGGGCACAGGUGUACAGGCAGUUCUGGUUCUUUGACGUGCAAAAUGCCCAGGAGGUUUUGCAGAAGGGAGCAAAUCCAGUGGUCGUGGAAAAAGGACCUUACACGUACAGGACAAGAUAUUUGGCCAAAGAGAACGUCACAUUCAACCCCAAUCAAACUGUCUCAUACCUGCUGCCCAUGGGCGCCAUCUUUGAGCCGUCCAUGUCAGUGGGAUCAGAGGAAGAGAAAGUCACCUCUCUCAACCUGGCUGUGGCUGGAGCUUAUUCACUGGUUCCCAAAGUGCUUCAUGGUGCAUUGGAGACUCUGAUAAAAUCAAGCAACUCCUCCUUGUUCCAGAACCGUACAGUCAAGGAAAUGCUGUGGGGAUACCAAGACCCCAUGUUGAAAGGAACUGUGGGCCUAUUUGCUCCUUACAAUGGAACGUAUGAUGGCUACUACAACGUCUUCACUGGAAAGGACGACAUCUCAAAAGUGGGCAUAAUUGACAGGUGGCGAGGAGAGAGGACCUUACGUUUCUGGGACGACAAGUACUGUAACAUGAUCAACGGGACAGAUGCGUCCUCAUUCCCUCCCUUUGUGGACAAGACAAAGCCGCUCUAUUUCUUCUCGUCAGACAUCUGCAGGUCUGUGUCAGCUGGCUUUGAGGCGAGACUGGAUCUGAAAGGGAUUGAAGUGUAUCGCUACACCCUCCAGCCAAAUACCCUGGCCUCCCCUACGGUCAACCCAGAUAAUCGAUGCUUCUGCAGAGACCCAAAGACUACCAAGGACUGCACCCUGGCAGGAGUUCUGGACAUCAGCUCCUGUCAAGACGGAAAACCGAUCUACAUCUCUCUGCCCCACUUCCUUCAUGGCAGUCAGUCCCUGCGAGAGGCCGUGCUGGGCCUCAAUCCCAGCGAGGAGCACCAUGCCACCUACCUGGACGUGGAACCUACAACCGGAUUCACCCUGAGGUUUGCCAAGAGAAUUCAAGUGAAUAUGAUGUAUGGACCAUCAAAGGUCAUCACGGUGCUGAAGAAAGUCAAGGAUUAUACCAUAUUCCCUGUUGUUUGGCUGAAUGAGACGGCUGCGGUGGACGACCCAACGGCAGAGAGGUUUAAGACGGAGCUAGUCUCCCGUAUCCAGAUGUUGGAGAUAAUACAGAACACGCUAAUGGGCACAGGCGUGGGCAUCUUCGUCGUGUGUCUCAUCUCCUACUGCGUGGUGAGGAGGAACGAUAACCAAAGCAAGCUGGUGUGAAUGAAUCACACAGAAGUGUCUGUUGUGUGUGAGUCGCAGGGCACAGUGCAUUAAGCUGCUACGGGACAUCAGACCUUUUGAUAUAGACUUGCACUUUUUUGUAAUUUUAGUGUUAUUUAUAAUGUCAUACUUCCUUUGAUACCAGGGGGGGAAUACUGUGAUUUAUGCAAAGCUCCCAGAGCUUUGUUAAGUAUUAUUUCAAUUGCAAACACUGUAACGUUAACUCAAUCAGGGAUCUUUAACGGGAGAGCGGAUGGAGACGCCACUAACAGUCAGGUUAUUAAUCUGCACAGAGGAGAGAUGGGUCUGUUUGACGUCCUAUGAAAGACAUGUACAUGAAUCUAAUCUUGCGCAAAUGUCCCUAACCUUUGCUGAACUAGUUUCUUCUAAAUGAAUAAAAGCUGAAAACGAGUUUCUCACUGGGUGUUCGGUUCUGAGUCUUGGCUCUUUCCUACCCGGCAACAGUCUAUCACGUUUGGUCCACAUUCCCCUUGGCCUAAAAUACAGCCGAGACGUUCCAGCUGCUGCGACAAACCUCCACAUUGUGCACACUGGAGCAAAAUGACUUGAUUUCCUCUUUACCUUGAGUGGUCCAUAAAUCAAAAAGAGUCAUAAAAAUGAGUCAAGGGAUGAUUAUAUAGUGGUUCUGAAUGGUACUUGGGUUUGUUUGGUGAGAAAGCAGUGUUUCUGCCCAGCAGGAGGCCCCUCCUUGGUUUUAUGGGUUUUAAAUGACCCUGUACAGCCUCCUGGGUGUCUUUGAUUCAACUGUUGGGUCUGAAUCUCACAUGUCACACUUACAGUAUAAUGGAGUGUUUCAUUUGGGAUUAGACGCCUCCUCUUGAGGUGAAUUUGCAACCUCAGGUAUCUCAGGUAUAUGGGAGCCUAUUUCUGUCAGUGUGAUGGAAGAAAAACCACGAGAAACUUUCUGAAAAUGAUGACUUAAUAUCUCAAAAUAAUAGUAUCUCAGAGUAAUGCGAUAAUAAUGACAUAAUGAGAAACUCAAAAUAAUGACAGUAGUAGUGAUAGUAUCGUUUGUCAUUAUCUUAAGAUAUUAAUUUUUUUUUUUUUAAAGGUACUAACUCAUUAUUUUGAGAAAGUUUCUUAUUAUUUUGUGAAAUUUUGUAAUUAUUUAGAGAUAUAAACUCAAUGAUGGACUCAGGGGGUGGGGUCGGGGGGGCGACUGCUGCCCCCUGGUGCCACCUCGGUUGAAAACGCCGUGCUAAAGUGCCUUCUUGAGAGGUGAAAAUGAGAGGAUGUGCCCUAUCAGCUGCCCUCUUGAGUGAUCAAAACAAGACGAUGUGCUCUUUUGGCUUCCCUCUUGAUUAACAAAAACGAGCGGAUGUGCCCUUUUGGCUGCCCUCUUGAUUAACAAAAACGAACGGAUGUGCCCUUUUGGCUGCCCUCUUGAUUAACAAAAACGAGCGGAUGUGCCCUUUUGGCUGCCCUCCUGAUUAACAAAAACGAGCGGAUGUGCCCUUUUGGCUUCCCUCUUGAUUGAUCAAAACAAGACGAUGUGCCCUAUUGGAUGAAAAUGAGCUGAUGUGCCCUUUUGGCUGCCCUCUUGAUUAACAAAAACGAGCGGAUGUGCCCUUUUGGCUGCCCUCUUGAUUAACAAAAACGAGCGGAUGUGCCCUUUUGGCUGCCCUCUUGAUUAACAAAAACGAGCGGAUGUGCCCUUUUGGCUGCCCUCUUGAUUAACAAAAACGAGCGGAUGUGCCCUUUUGGCUGCCCUCUUGAUUAACAAAAACGAGCGGAUGUGCCCUUUUGGCUGCCCUCUUGAUUAACAAAAACGAGCGGAUGUGCCCUUUUGGCUGCCCUCUUGAUUAACAAAAACGAGCGGAUGUGCCCUUUUGGCUGCCCUCUUGAUUAACAAAAACGAGCGGAUGUGCCCUUUUGGCUGCCCUCUUGAUUAACAAAAACGAGCGGAUGUGCCCUUUUGGCUGCCCUCUUGAUUAACAAAAACGAGCGGAUGUGCCCUUUUGGCUGCCCUCUUGAUUAACAAAAACGAGCGGAUGUGCCCUUUUGGCUGCCCUCUUGAUUAACAAAAACGAGCGGAUGUGCCCUUUUGGCUGCCCUCUUGAUUAACAAAAACGAGCGGAUGUGCCCUUUUGGCUGCCCUCUUGAUUAACAAAAACGAGCGGAUGUGCCCUUUUGGCUGCCCUCUUGAUUAACAAAAACGAGCGGAUGUGCCCUUUUGGCUGCCCUCUUGAUUAACAAAAACGAGCGGAUGUGCCCUUUUGGCUGCCCUCUUGAUUAACAAAAACGAGCGGAUGUGCCCUUUUGGCUGCCCUCUUGAUUAACAAAAACGAGCGGAUGUGCCCUUUUGGCUGCCCUCUUGAUUAACAAAAACGAGCGGAUGUGCCCUUUUGGCUGCCCUCUUGAUUAACAAAAACGAGCGGAUGUGCCCUUUUGGCUGCCCUCCUGAUUAACAAAAAGAGCGGAUGUGCCCUAUUGGAUGAAAACGAGCGGAUGUGCCCUUUUGGCUGCCCUCUUGAUUGAUCAAAACAAGACGAUGUGCCCUAUUGGAUGAAAACGAGCGGAUGUGCCCUUUUAGCUGUCCUCUUGUCCCCAUGUCAUGCAGUAGGUGCCCUUUUUUCCUUUUCGCCCCUGCCCUUCAAACAUCCUGAGUCCGUCACUGUAUAAACUCAUUAUUUUGAGAAAGUGUCUCAUUCUUUUAGCUAGUCAUUUUUUUUUAAAAAGUUUUUCAUUAUUUCGAGAUACUAAGUCUUUUUUUUUCAUUAUUUUGAGAUACUGUCAUUGUUUUUAAAAUACAUUUCAGAUACUAAGCCAUUAUUUUUGAGAAAUGAUCUCAAAACAAUGAGAAACUAAGUUUUUGUUUUUUUUCAUUAUUUUGAGAUACUGCGUCAAUAUUUUGAGGACUUUUCUCAUUUUGAGAUACUAACUCAUAUUUUUGGGGGAAAUGGUUCAUUAUUUUGACAAAGUUUCUCAUUUUGUAACACUGUGUGUUCUUGAAUACAUCUUCUGAUGCACCUGAACACAUCGUCAGUGAUGUAACCAAACCUAACAAACUCAUUAUUUUGAGAAAUCCAGUCAUUAUUUUGAGUAAGUUUCUUAUUAUUUUGAGAUACUAAGUCAUUCUUUUAAAUUAUUUUGAGAUACUAAGUCAUUAUUUUGAGAAAGUUUUUCAUAUUUUUGUUCUAGUAAGUCAUUAUUUUGAGAUACAAACCUGCUGUUUUGAGAUAUUUUGUAUUUUCAGAAACUGAGUCCUUCUUUUAAGAGAGCUUCUCAUUAUUCUCAGAGAAGUAAGUCAUCAUUUUGAGAAAAUUUCUCAUUAUAAUGAGUGACAAGAUCUGUUUUUUUUUCAUCACACUGGUGGAAAUUGGCUUCUCUACAGGUACUGGGCAAUAAUCUUAAAAAUUUAGGACACAAGUUUAUGUUUUUCAAAAGCUGGACCCUCUGACGUUAGUGUGUACCCAUACACUUUCAAUGUUGUCAAAGUUUCUUCGUGUGAUAAUCGUUUACAGAAUAGUUUUGGGAGAUAUACUUGUUAACUUUUUUGUCAAGAGUUAGCUGAGAUGAUCAGGGUCAAGUCAAAUUUUACUACUUUUUUUUGUGCUAAGCUAAGCUAACCAGCUGGUGACUGUAGCUUCAUAUUUACUGUACAAACAUAACAGUGGUAUCGAUCUUCUCAUCAAUCUCCAACAAGAAAGUAAAUAACAAUAUAUCCCAAAAUCAUAUUGGCCAUCAUAAUCAUGACAAGCCCCUCCAUGGGAUCUAUAAAGUCAACAGAGGGAUGAUGUAUCUGCCGGUAACAGAAAGAAAAAAGAAAAUCACCUUUUGAGAAAUUAUACUAAUAAAA
Messenger RNA from Epinephelus moara (kelp grouper), 5230 nucleotides. RefSeq names its product CD36 molecule (thrombospondin receptor) (gene cd36). The transcript has 12 exons. Gene Ontology annotation, biological process: amyloid-beta clearance by cellular catabolic process; lipoprotein transport; lipid storage. Gene Ontology annotation, molecular function: low-density lipoprotein particle receptor activity; low-density lipoprotein particle binding; scavenger receptor activity. The coding region runs from base 1 to 1410 and encodes 469 amino acids. The record is from RefSeq and is a predicted model, not a curated record. Gene Ontology annotation, cellular component: caveola; cytoplasm; cell surface. NCBI's taxonomy places the organism in Eukaryota, Metazoa, Chordata, Actinopteri, Perciformes, Serranidae.